Exophiala spinifera is the source of this 1059-nucleotide messenger RNA. RefSeq lists its product as uncharacterized. The transcript is spliced from 3 exons. The record is from RefSeq and is a predicted model, not a curated record. Bases 1 to 1059 code for a protein of 352 amino acids. Lineage: Eukaryota; Fungi; Ascomycota; Eurotiomycetes; Chaetothyriales; Herpotrichiellaceae.
AUGGCUCCAGAUGGCAGGCCGACCUACAUCAGGGUCAACAAGAAACACCUUCUGCCCGAGACACUUGAUGCAUAUAAUUUGCCCUGGGAAUGGUUCGACGAGGAUAGGGAAUAUUUGGUCAUCAAGAAGUAUAUCGACGAUGAUCUUCUAGAAGAGCUUUUCCAACACACACGCGACUUGAAGGCGCCGAAACCUCUCAUUGACCGAGGGACCCUCAGACCUUCAAGGCCUUACCGCGGUGAUGGUUACUCGAGGCCCAGGGAUGACGACAAUAAUCUCCUCAAUCUUGAAGUCAACUUGGAGGAUGAAGAGACGUUUCGAAUGCCGACCAUGACUUUCCGAAACACUGGCGAGCUGUUGGAGGAUUACAAUGACCUUCGACGACGAUACAAGUUUGGGUCGUUGACAAGAGCGAGCGUUAUGAGUGCCCGACAACACUGGGAUCGAGAGGACUGCCCCGGGGUUGCGUUUGAUUAUUUUGAUGCGGUCUCCAAUGCUCUAGACAGUCAGUUUCGUUGGAUACACGGACAGACCAGAGUGCUGAGCUUGGACUCGUUUCAACUAUUUCUAUCUCGUCUACCAGAACUUGAUGAAGACGAAAUUGCUUUGGCCACGAAACUGCUUCGCCAGAUUAAGCAGAAAUUUGAGCCAAACAACACUCCCAGCAGACGGUUGGCUCCAGUGGUGCGACGAGCGGAUGGCGAGAAAGGUAGAGACGAGACCAAGUGGGUCACUUUUCUGAACAUGCCAUACCUGUCGACACAGGAGAGCGAGAUCAGGAGACCUCUGGAUCAACAGUACUCAUUCACGCAGUCACUGGUUCAAUAUCAGUAUCCUCUCGAGGCGGCCAUCGAGCCAGACCGCCAACAGCUAAACUAUUCGAUCCGCAAAGCCUAUCCCGCUCGACGGGUGCAUGUACCAAUGUUUUGGGCGCUUCUCACAAGCUCGGGUGAGUGCCAAUUUUACUUGAGCACACUCCCUUAUAUGGUCCGUCUCAAUUGGUCCCGCUCAACCUCAGACGGAAGCUCACAAGGUGCAUGGUCUGCUAAGGAACUCUGA